ACACACACUUCAGAAACAUCCUCUUGCAGUCCACCUGAAUCCUCUUGCCUUGACAACAUGUGUUGUAUUAUGGCAUCCUGUGGCUAUGGCUGUGGAAACGGCUAUAGCUGUGGGUUCAGCCCCUAUUAUGGCUGUGGAUAUGGAAGUAGAUACAGUUGUGGAUAUGGCUCAGGAUACGGCUGUGGAUACGGUUCAGGAUACGGCUGUGGAUAUGGGACAGGAUAUGGCUGUGGAUUUAGGCCCUAUUAUGGCUGUGGCUAUGGAACCAGAUAUGGCUGUGGAUACGGCUCAAGCUAUAGCAGCCACUGGCCAGUUUGCUACAGGAGAUGUUAUUCUUUCUGUUAGAACAUCACCGUCUUAGCCUAGUCUGCUUCUGAAAUGAGGAAUCUAAAGAUAAUACUGCUUUGAGGAUCAGUAACCCAGGAUUUCUACUUGCAAGAAAUUACAUGCCUGACAGAGACUUUUUCUCCAACUACCCACGUUUAGAACGACGUCCUGAAGUCUGAGGUUCUAUGGUGAUAACAUCAGACUCUUCCAAAUGUUAGCCUUUACUCCCUUAAUCUCUGAGUCUCUUAUGACUGUGUUAAUGAUCCUAACAUUCUAUAGCAUGGAAAACCCUUUAUUCUCAAUAAAAAUCACUCAUUCCUUCUAA
Molecule: messenger RNA, 652 nt
Organism: Capra hircus (goat)
Lineage: Eukaryota; Metazoa; Chordata; Mammalia; Artiodactyla; Bovidae
Product: keratin-associated protein 16.4
Source: RefSeq, marked provisional